CCGAAAAAGAGGUGGUCUUGAUGCCGCUUCAGAACGUCCUGAAAUUGCUGCGUACAUAAUGAUAAAGCUCUGGGUGUUUUUCUUGUCUGCGAAACUUAAACUUGAACGCUAUUUCACUUGAAUACGUUCUCACUUAUGAUUUUCCAUGCUUCAUCACCUAUGUUGUGACGACUACACUUUGCGAGUGCAACAAUGGCGGCGUUGCGGCAACAGCAUGCCGGUUACCUUGCGCGGAAGGUUUUCAAACUCUUCGUCCUUAUCUCUACAAGCGCGACAACCGUGGAGUCCGUCCGCAUUGCGCUAUUGUCCGCCCGUGCAACUGUGCCGCAGGGGGAGCCCUCCUCCAGCAGGGCCGGCACUGCUCGCGAGAUUCCGAAGCCCCUGGACGAUGUCCCGGAUCUCCAUCAGGCCUCCGACGGGGAUGAUCAGCAUAAGUUUCACCUCAACUACGAAGUAGAUGCAGUCCCCAUCGUGUCUCCGGGAGGAACACUUCUCUGCAGGGCGCGGCCGGACGCCACGUUGGGCGAGUUGCGACAGGACUUGCACGUGCGUGGCACGGACCUGCGAUUCAUGCUUCCGUGCGGGACCAUCCUCCACGACGAGCAGUGCAAGCUCGCGGACUGCGCGCUAUCGCCAACCACGGCGCCCAGCAGCCGAGGAUCCUUGUCCGCAUCCACUUCCUUUUGCACAAACCCUGAAGAUGGGGCGAGUCCGCGAGAAGAGGGGGCUGAAGAAGAUCUAGAUGAUGUGGAACACUUACCAUUACGCAAUGGUUACGACGAAUUCAUCGAGACAGAGUUUAAGGAGCACCGACCGGCCUACGUCCUGCUCACGAACAAUGCUCACUCAGAGAUCUUCAGCUUGGCACACGACCCCGUGGUCGACGAUGCUGAUUCUGCGGGGCCUACCGUUGCUGACAAGGACGGGUUGCAGUCUGGUCGCUUGAAGAAAGCGAGCAGCCUGUGCGAGGGUGAGCCAGGACUACACACUGCGUCACAUCUCGCUGGAUUUUCAAAUAAGCAGCGCCUUUCACCCCCGCAGCAAGAGAUUUCGAGUAAAAGCGCAUGCUCCGGUAGUUGUACCACGAAACCGACAAUCACAGCGGUGCGAGUGUCGAAAUUCGCUAGCUUUCUCGCUUCCCUUUCCGAAGGCAACAGUGUCGCGUCGCUGGAUCCGCGCAGUGGGCCUUGGGCGGCUUGUGGCAGCACGCUGCGGGAGCUCUAUGAAACCGCGUGCAAAACCUUGGACACAGAGGAAGAGUACACUGUGGAGCUAGAUCUCGGAGAUUCAUCGUCUCAACAGGAAGCAGCAACGAGCAGUUCUGCAGAUCAAAAAAGUGCAAACCAGCCUGUGCUGGAGCCCUUACUGGAGGAGAAGGUCCGGUUUGGAAAUUACGUGUCGACAAUCGAUUUGGUUGGAAAUGCAAUUCUGCUCUCCUGCGACGUGCGGGUGCCGGAAAAAGAGAGGGCGAAGUUGAGAAGUAGUACAAAUUCUUCGUCCACCACAGCUACUGGGAGAAGUCCUCGCAACAACGCCAAUCCAGUAUCAAAAGGAAAAAUCCCCCCACCCCCGAACUUGAAAGCAUUUGUAUUGCAAACCUUUCCAAAUGAAACAUUCGCCCUCUUGCACCUAUCAGCAUCACAGGUUUCCAACCGUGAAUAGCGAAAAUUUGUAUUGCAAAAGACCCCAGCAAGAGCGGCGCUUGUCAUGCAAGCGAUGCGAUACACGCCUAGACUCCGCAUCAGAAAGAUUCAUACUCGUUUCAUGCAUGACAAAAAGUUUUCAUUUGGAAACUCCGCAUCACAAAUUUUUGCAAUUUGAGGGGUGGGGGGCACUUUUCACUGUAAUAUCCAGCACGGCCGCCGGCACCGGACAACCCCUGCUUUUUCGAGGUGCGCGUGGUAUGGAUUGCAAAAGUGUCUGGGUCUGGAAGAUUGCAACUUGUCAUGCUAAAUCCGAAUCAUGCAAAACUCUGUGUUGCAUGAGUGCCACAAGCUGUCCACUUUCGACCAAGCUGGGAGGGAGUUUCUCAUGCAGCAUAGGCAUGGCAGAGACCUCACAGACUCUGUCAUGCUAGGUCCCGCAUUCCGGACCUCAAGGGUCAUGGAAAACCUGCAAGAGACACUCUUCCAGACCUAGACAUCAUAUUUGCAGUGCAUACGUGGCACUGCUUUGCAACGACGGCAGCGGGGAGGAGGACGAGAAGGAUCUAACGCGCCAGCGUCGCUUGCGCGGCCAGAUCUUCGACUCGGUAAUAUCCAGGAAGCUCCAAAGUGUCCGGUCGUCACCCAGUACGCUGCUCGCGUUUCAGGUCGUCGACUCCACGAAGCGGCACACGCUGCUUUCCAUCAUGCGCAACCACUGCAAGCACCGCUGGCUGCGAGAGGGGUACCUGUGAGGGGUGGUGUCAUCAGCAGCCUUUAGGUAAUUUCGAAUUUCAGUUUUUCCUCAUUUUAGUGUCUUUAUCUCUAAGCAAUCGUGCUAGAAGUUCUCGAAGUUUCGAAACAUCAGUGCCUGUUUAGUAGGAGAAUCAAAAACAAAAUAAAAAUGAAAGUAUUGACUGCGCAUGUUGCGGAGGAGCGCAAAUUGUUUAGAAGAUUCCCAUUUACACAUAGCAAUGUCAACACCACAUUGAUUCAUGUGCUGGAGUUGCCGCACGAGCAACACGAUUAAACUGCUGAACUGCAGAGAUAGACUAUUGAAUUUUUGACCCGAUCUGCGCGAAUAGAUAGUAAAUGACCGCAUUGCACCAGCAUGGAGUUAU
Amoebophrya sp. A120 is the source of this 2764-nucleotide messenger RNA. The record is from the annotation of a GenBank genome assembly. NCBI's taxonomy places the organism in Eukaryota, Dinophyceae, Syndiniales, Amoebophryaceae.